UGCGAGGACCAUCUGUAUUUGUUAAUGCAGGAGGAUAACGUUGCUUAGCUAGUUGGGUCACUUGCUAGAAAGCUACGCGAUAGCAUAGCUAACCUCAUUCUGUGAUACAACCUCGAGACAGUCGGGACAAGACCAGUCUCAGGCCUCACCAUACUCAAUGAGCGGACAGCGCAAUGUCAGAGCGCUCUGGGCAAACUGCAAAGGGGAAGGAAGGCAAAACCAAGUAUGCGUCUCUCAACCUGUUUGAUACAUACAAAGGAAAGAGCCUUGAAACACAAAAGCCUGUUGUUCCCCCCCGCCAUGGCCUGCAGUCUCUUGGUAAAGUUGCCUCCGCGCGGCGUAUGCCACCCCCUGCCAACCUGCCCAGUCUGAAGGCAGAGAACAAAGGCAACGAUCCCAACGUCUCGCUCGUUCCCAAAGACGGCACAGGAUGGGCAAGCAAACAGGAACAAGCAGACCCAAAGAGUACCGAUGCAUUGUCAGCACCGCAGCCGGAAUCGCAGCAGCCUGUGGCUUCACAGAUACCUGCACCGACCCGCCCGAGAACCCCGCCAGCUUCAGAGGCUCUGGCCCCAGCUUCAACCCAGGCCGUAGGGGCAAGGUCAUGGGCACAGGCCAGUGUUACACAUGGAACACAAGGGGAUGGUGGAAAGGGAUCAAACCUACCGUCGCCAUUCUCUCGCGAGGAAUUUCCCACCCUGCAGGCGGCUGGCGACCAGGACAGAGCUGGCAGAGAACAGGGCACUGCAGAUCAGUGGUAUGGGCCCGGACCAAGCCUCCGCCCCCAGAACGUUACAAGCUGGCGGGACGGUGGGGGCCGAGCUCUGGCACCCACCCUCACUGGGGAGGGGGCAGCAGAGGGUGGCAAUGGUGGGGCUCUGGUGAUGGAUGGGGCAGCUGGGGUCCCCCCUCAGAACUCGCAGUCCCACGGGCCACCUAGGAACCCUCCCGCGGGCAGCCCCGCCUUGCCCCUACCCCAGCCGCCUGUGGGGCCUGGGUUUCCCCCAUACCGAGGGAUCAUGCCUCCCUUCAUGUACCCUCCCUAUCUGCCCUUCCCGGCCCCCUAUGGUCCUCAGGGGCCCUAUAGGUACCCGUCACCUGGGGAAGGGCCUGCUCCCAGGUUUGCCCGUGGGCAGGGUGGUCCUGACAGCAGGCCUCAGGGAGGCCCUCGUGAUGCAGGUGGAGAAGUAGUGAAGCGGCCCUCCAUUCUAAAGCAGGAUGACCUGAAGGAGCUAGAUGAGCUGGACCAUGAUGGCGAUGAGGGCUGGGCAGGAGCUCAUGAAGAAAUUGAUUACUCAGCCAAGUUGAAGUUCAGUGACGAUGAAGGAGAUGAAGAGGUGGAAGAGGAGAGAACAGAAAGCAAGAAUGACUCACAUGAGCUGCAGAGGUCCCAGGAUGCCCCUCCUGCAGCCUCACGCUCCCGAGCCUUGGAAAGCAGUGGGGAAACACGCCAUACCCCUCCCAAUAAUAAUGCUGACAAUGGCCCCCAACCCCCCUCCAGCAAGCCAGGAUGGGCCGAGGAGGGAGGCAGUGGCUGGGGGGGUCAGGCGGGACAGGGGGCUCCAUCCAGCUACCAGGGGCGCAGGCCUGGACUGGGUGGUCCCCGGGAGCAGCCCUCCCCCCCACCUGGGCCGCUUCUUGGACAAGGGCCCUACUCCUUUUACCGACAGGACCGGCCCCACAACCAAGGAGGGACUCUCAUUCCUGGGAAACCUGGACCCUCCCAACAUGCGCCAGCAGCCGGAAGCCCUAACCCUCCCUCACAGACUAGCCUCCUAGUCCACGGGGCCCAGGGAGAUGAUGAGGAUGAGACCUGGCGUCAACGCAGGAAGCAGUCCUCCUCAGAGAUCUCUGCUGCUGUUGAGCGAGCCCGUCGUCGCCGGGAGGAGGAAGAACGUCGAAUGGAGGAGGAGAGACGUGCUGCUUGUGCUGAAAAGCUGAAGAGGUUGGACGAGAAGCAACAACAGCAGCAGGGCAGCAAUGUAGGAGGUGGAGGAAACAACAGUAAAACCCCCAGCCUUGAUGGAAACUCUACAACUGCCACAGCAGGCAGCCCUAGUCCAUCUAUGUCAGCCUCUGCGUCAUCUCCCAACAUAAGCCAGCCUCCAUCGCCCUGUGUUGAUCCUGAGGAACCGGUGCUGGUGGUCCAGACUGGUUCGGGUCCCGCAGUCAGUGAAAGACAGCGAGCAAGCAGCAACAGCAGCUAUGACUCUGGUGCAGAUGCCCAGCAGUGUCCUCAGCCUGCUGUGACACAGCCACAGCAACCGACCGUGGAGGUACCUUUACCUUUACUAGGAGAGAAUAAGGAAGAGACUGUGAGCAGUCCUCACAUUCGAAGUGGAAGUGGAGGUGACCGAGGAGUAGACCCAGUGAAGAUUGAGAAUAUCGGAGGGGGAGCAGGUCGUCAAACGGGUGGUCCUCCUGGCCAGGGUUACUCAAAAUACCAGAAGUCGCUUCCUCCUCGUUUCCAGAGGCAACAGCAGGAGCAGCUUCUGAAGCAGCAGCAGCAGUGGCAACAGCAACAGCAGCAGCACAGCCAAGCCUCACAAAGCCAGCUGUCUCCACAGCCUCAGGCUCCACAGGGCCCUUCACCAGGUUCCACACCACAGCCAGGACCUGGACCUAAGCAGGGUGGACCCCUGUAUCAACCUAGCAAUAUGGUUCGACCUCCACCUCUGCCAAUGAAUUUUGAUCCCCGCUGGAUGAUGAUGCCCUAUAUGGACCCUCGCAUGAUGCAGGGCCGCCCUCCUCCUAUGGACUACUAUUCAGCUGGCAUGCACCCAUCUGGUCUUAUUGGGCGUGAGCGCUCUGAUUCAGGGGGAUCUGGUUCAGACCCUUUCGACAGGCAGCAGCAGCAGCAACAUCCAGGACAUCCUCACCGUGGGACUCCCCCAAUAGAUCCUAAGCUUGCCUGGGGGCCAGAGGUGUUUCCUGGAGGAGCAGAGGGCCGUGGGCUUACUUCCCCACUGAGGCAGAAGCAGGCGCUGGAGGAUGAUGAAAUGGCCAAAGGCCCCAGGAGUGAUACUCCUCCACAUCGCAUGCGAGAAGGUGGUUUGGGACCCAUCCAGCAGCCCAGUGCGAGCUCUGGAACAUCCAAUCAGACACCACCUCCUGUUGGUACACAGGUGGGCACACAGGGAGGUGGACAUCACCCUCAUCACUACAUGAGCGGACGAGGAAACUACAGCAACUUCCCUGACCAAGGUGCAAGGAUGCCUCACCAGCAGCAGCAGAGAGCAGCUGAGAGAGGAAACUUCACCCACCAAGAUGAAGGUCCAUCUAGAGGAUCUCAGCAGGGUCAGAUCUGGGGAGCCCCACAUCCUCACUACGAUCGCAACGGUCGUGCAGACCUCGCCCCUGUUGAGAACAACUCGCACCUCCAUCAUCAUCACAGCCAACACCCUCAGCAGCCUCACUUCCCUCUCCACUCCCAUAAGUCUGACAGCAACCGCGACAGGACUGGUGAGGCCCCCAACAAGAAGACAGACUCCUCUCCCCCUCUCCAUCAACCCUCCCUGUCAUCUUCCUGUUCUUCAUCAUCCUCCUCUUCUUCAGCCAGAGAAGAUGGGAAUGUCAAGGUUGCCCUCCAUCAUCACCAGAGAGAUGGGGAAGCUGGUGGCAGUCACAAUGUUGAAAGAGGGAACAGUGGGAAUGCUGGUAGUAGCGGCCAUGUGAAACCAGAGAAAACAGGUCCAGCAUAUGCUCAGCAUUCCUCCAUGACUUCCAGCUCGCCUCCUUCUCAACAUGGCAGUCAUCCUCAGCCUCAGCAGCAGCAACAUCCCCACCCUAAAUCAAACCAAAGAGGGGGCCGGGAACACAAGACAGAGACCCAGUGGGGCCCGCGACCUGGCAGCAGCAAUACUGGUGCAGGGUCCUCCCAUGGCAGGAGAGGCAACAAUGCAGGAGGUGGGAAUCACCGUGGUGGUGAUGACUCCUCCAACGCUCCAGCAGACCACAAACCUUCUCACCAAACAGGAGGUGGCAAUGCCAACAAGAGGGCCGGCCCUAUUAAGAAGCCGGUUCUUAAGGAGAUGAAGAGAGAAGGUGGAGAGGCUGAUGGAGGAGAAAAAACAAGCUUUGGGAAAGAUAAAGAGCAAGAUGGUGGCCAGAACACCUCUUUAAAACAGGAAGGUUCCUCUGCUUCACAGAAUAGUUCAGCACCAUCUAAAGAUGAGUCUGCACCAGCAGCCAAAUCCAGGAAUGGAGGAAAAGAACGUCCUUCAGGAGGAGGUGGUGGAGGAUCAGGCAGAGGGUCCAAAGAUGUGGACGCCACUGCUGCUGGAUUUACAGGGUCCUCUUCCAGGAGGGACAGAGAACGCUCCUUUGAUAGAAGUGGUAACUCCUCUCACCACCACAGCGUCGGCGCCAAAGGUGGCAGAGCCAACCGUGGGCGAGGAGGAGAGUUCUAUGGCCGCGGUCGUGGUUACCGAGGCUCAUACACAGCCAGCGCUGGGCCUGGCGGUAGCAGCCGAGGCAGAGUUAGUGGCAGGAGUGGCAGAGACUACCGUGCAUCUAUCGCUGGUGGCCACCACCAGGAGUCAAAGGGGGAGGGGGCUGGAGGAAGACAUGGUCAGGACCGGUCUCAGCAUAACCCAGCUCGGGCCCGGAACCGGAGUGAAACCCGCAGUGAGGGCUCGGAAUAUGAGGAAAUCCCCAAACGAAGGAGGGAGAGAGGCUCAGAGACUGGAAGUGAGAGUGGAGCAAGUGACAUCGGUCACUCAGACAAGGAAGACAACCAGAAAGCCAAGAACGGUUCUGAAAACACAAAUGCCACAACCAGUGGUCCAUCAGCUCCACCCAGAGGUAAUCAGGCCCGGGUCUUCACCCCUAGAGGUGUGCCCUCAAGAAGGGGCAGAGGUGGAGGUAGUGGAGGAGGAAACAUCUACAGGAGUAGUGGAAAUGUCGGGGGUCCAGCUGGGGGACACCGGGUUGGACCCAAUUCCACCUCACAUGGUGGAUCCUCAAAGUCAUCAGUGUCAGCCCGGAAGCAGCAGGCAUCAGCACAAACCUCUGGCCCCAAAGACUUGGGCCGGGGAGCAAAUGGUGCUGAUAAGAAAGAUAAGACUGCUGAUGGAGGUCCAGCUCAGAGUCAGGGGUCCAAUCCUCCACAACCGCCUUUGCCUGCUGCAACUCCUGCUGCUCUGAGCUCAACAGAAAAUGGUGGUGUAGUGACCCAACAAGCAAAUACAAACUCCACUUCAAACUCUGGAGCACCAAAUGCUCUUCCCCUUUCUGCUGGGCGAGGGUUCCCACCUAGUGGGUUUGAACGACCACCGAGACGACGCCGUCACGGGCGCUCCCAGCAUCAGCAGGACAAACCACCUCGCUUCCGACGCCUGAAGGAGCGAGAGAAUGCGGCACGUAUAAAUGGAGGGGUAGGGGUUAUUGGGGGAGGAAGGCCCUCGUCUCCAUCUGUGAAUUCAGUUCAGGAAAGUAAUGGGGCCCCCAUCUCUGCUCCAGUGACUGCUCCAAAUGCGAAUCACAAUGCCACGCUGACAACCAACAGUAACAGUGGCAGUGGGCAUCUGAGCAAUGCAAACAGCCACCACCAUCACCACUACAACCAGGGCAACGCGGGGCCACCCCAUCCCCAGCACCACCAUAGCCAUGGAGCAAAGUCCCCCGAUUUUACCAACCAGAACUCGGACCAGGCCAAUGAGGAGUGGGAGACCGCCUCUGAGAGCAGCGACUUCACAGAGUUCAGAGACAGGGAGGGAGGAGGCGGAGGGAAGUCGUAUUCAUCUCACCAUCACCACCACCUGGGCAGGGGAGGAGGAGGCAGCGGAGGUGGAGGUGUUGUAGAGCGGGAGAUAUCAGGGAAAGAGCCCUCUGCCAAUAAACGGAGCUUCUCAAGUCAGCGUCCUGGAAUGGAGCGUCAGAAUCGGAGGGUCAACGCUGGAGGAGGUGGAGGUGGAGGGGGAGGCAGAGGUCCACGAGGCCCGCCUGGUGGGGGCUCUGGUGGAGGUGGAAAUGGAGGUGGUGGCCGCGGAGAGAAACGUGGCAACUGGCCCUCCCCAAAAAAUAGGAAGUGAUGGAACAUUUCCAAACAUUUCAGCACCUACAUCACAUCCACACAAAAAUCCACCUACACCCCAAAUCCCUUUUGAUCAUUACUCCAUGGCUUAUCUGUUUGCAUCCCUUAACAUAUUAGUGCAUUGUACAGUAUAUGGAGAUGGUAUUCACAAUCACUUAAUCUACCCCCACCUCUUUUUCCUUUGCAUUGAUCUCCUACCUACCGUCCGUUAUUGUAAAUUUCUCCGUUUGUUCCGUCUCUGUUCAGUUGUGGCCCCCUUUUACCUUCUCAAAAUGGAUCUCACCCAAGUCGGAUUUAAGAAGCAUGUGGUUCUGCAGCAGAGAUGCACGACGUUUCACACCGAGAUCCACACACACUUGCAUAUACAAGCACAAUACGACAUCCUUAAGCGAACACAUGCGGUCAUGUGGGUGCAAAAUGAAAAUGUGGGGAAAAAAAUUGGCUAAAUGUUGGAUUGGGCUAACUUUUAUAUUUAUGUACCUGUGUAUAUUUGUACCACACUUUGGCCUUGGGUGGUAUUUAGUAGUGCAGUUCUGCAUUACUUCCCUCACAAAGGGAAUUAGUGCAGCUUCAUCUUUUAACAAGAACAAUGUAAGAUAUUUGUUUCUUUGUGUCUUUUUUUUCAGUUUCAGCCUCUGAGAAAUGUUGGGUGUGUGUGUUUAUUUUUUUUUUUCUUCUACAAAGCAGGUCAUUAAAAACCUUUUUAUUAAAUUCCCCAAUUCCUCCUUUUGCUGACUUUUUGGUCUCUGAUUACUGUGAUAAGACCCAUCGAAGUACUACUGCUCAGUGCUCACCUACACCUGCAUUAAUUUGUCUUUUAAUAUCAAUGUUUCUGCUGCUUGUCCAGGUAGACUGUGUGACACCCCCCCCCCCCCCCCCCCAUCCAGUUUUUGACCUGCUCUGGCGUUUUCCUUGCUAUUGGUCCUUUUUUUAGAAUAUAAAGGCUUUUUUGGCCUCAUCGUAGCAUCCUCUUUACCUACAGCAGCUCAAAAAAUGAGUCUCCUUAAGGACAAUAGCUCACUUUCUUUCAUUUGAGUUUUGUUUACCCUUCGAGGACUGUAUUAAUAGCUUGAUGGCUUUAUUCUAACAACCAUUAUUUCCUCAGUGACUUCCAUUUUUAUGGAGACACUUUUUUUUUCUCUAUCAAAGAUAAUUUCAGGUCAAAAACCCUACCUAUCUUAUUAGGAGAAGAAUGAGUUAAAUGAAAAUGUAGGUCAUGAAAAUACACAAAUGUUUGACUUUCAUAGAAUUGUUUAUGCUUCAAUAGGUAAUUGAAUAUGUUCUAAUAAGCACUCCUUGUAGUAUAACAUACAUCCAUGGUUGCUGUUUUCUUUUUUUUUGUGGUUUUUUUUUUUUUUUUGUUUUGAUUUUGGGCGAGUUACAUGUGAUGCAACAGGACAGGUACUCUGUUUGGGCCCAGAGUACAGAGCUAGGCUGAGUAUUGUACUAUUACACCUCCUCUGCUGUUGUGUGUGUGCACUGCGAUGUACACACUCCGCUCUAGUGGAGACUCCUCACACCAAGAAGGACUUAAAAGAGCCCCUUGACUGAGGAAGUAUUUUUCAACAUGUGUGUGUUUUCAGGAUGGCUGUUUCAGUACCUGGUGGCAACAAGUAGCCCAAACUAAUUAAAUACAGGACUAUGCUGAAAAAAAAAAGGGGGUGACGAGUGUGAAUCACCUUCUACAUUUUCACCACACAGUUUUUCUCUGAGAAUUCACUUGCAACGAAUAAUGCGGUCCUGGAAUGUUCGGGAAAUAUUGGAUUACACUUAGUUUGUAUCACACAUUAAAGACAUAAAAUGGCACACGGCUUUGAGGAAAAAAAAAAAAAAAGAGAGACAACAUCCGAAAUGAACUAAAUUCUCACAUCAUUUCUGUCACUGCUGUAAGUUGGGGUUUGUUUGUUUACUGACAGUUUGAGAUCGUCUCUGGGAUGUUGUGAGUAGGGCAUUUGAUGAUUCGUGUGUGUGUAUGUGUGUGGCAUGUGUGUGUUUUCUGUGUAAUAACUCGGUAGGGGUGGGGACCAGAGGGUAACAUGAAUGGCAAGCACUUUUCUGCCUUGUUUGCCCACACUUGAUUUUACCAAUAUUCUUGUUAUUAUUAUUAUUAUAAUGGUAAUUCUACUGUUUUCUUAAAUACAUCCGCAUAUAUACAUUCAAUUGUGUGUAUAUGUUCAUCAUCCAAAUGAAGAACAUGCAGUGGAAAGCUUCACCAUUUUUUUUUUUUUUUUUUUUGUAAUUUAAUUAUACAUUCUUCAGCAGGCAAGUGAAGUUGGACAUGUUUUCCUUUCCACUUUGACUUCUAAGCAUGAACUCACACCGAUGGGUGCAGCUUGCCUUGCCUGUUACUGGUUAUACAUGGAUAGCUGUUCACUUAACACUGGCUCAAAGAGUCCUUCAUCCCUCCUUAACUCUUAAUGUUGAUGUGCGCAUUAUUGUAUGUACCCAUGUUAAGAAAAAAAGACAAAAAAAAAAAAUCAAACAAAAGUAGUGUAUUCCAGAAAUUACUCAAAGAUUGUACUACGUUUCCAGCAUUACCGAGGUACCUGGAGUGGUUCAAACUGUUUUAGCAUUUAUGGUUUUAUUAAUGGAACCGUAAUAUACACACAUGUAUGUAUAUUGGUAUGUAUCUAAGUUUUUGUCUACCCCAACUUACAUUCCCACAAACAAAUGUUGCCAUUUUUAGUUCAAGGGAGCAAUGUACAAGCAGAGAAGUGUCUUAUUAUAAUAAAGUUAUACAGAGAAGGCAAAGUAAAAUAAACUACUUUUGAUUUAAUGGAAAAA
Molecule: messenger RNA, 8818 nt
Organism: Sphaeramia orbicularis (orbiculate cardinalfish)
Lineage: Eukaryota; Metazoa; Chordata; Actinopteri; Kurtiformes; Apogonidae
Gene: prrc2a
Product: proline-rich coiled-coil 2A
Exons: 17
Coding region: 174-6032 (1952 amino acids)
Biological process (GO): cell differentiation
Source: RefSeq, a predicted model, not a curated record